AUGGGAGGGUGCCGAUGCACAUUUCGUGAGUGUGAAAAUGGAACGUCCGCCCGGAAAGAUUUGCACUACUUUCGAUAUCCUAUACGUGAUCGGGAGCGGCUGGUAGUGUGGGCCAAGAACGCUAAUCACAUGGAGUAUUUGGAUCUACCGAUCGACAAGCUUUCCAACAAGGUUGUGUGCCAGGACCAUUUCGAGCGUCCAAUGUUUAUGAACGAACUACGCGAGCGACUGACGAAGCUGGCUAUACCGCGUCUAAUGCCACAACCGGACGGUUCCGUACUGAAUGUGGAAAUGGUUGAUGUGGAGAGGUGCAAAAGUUCACCCUCAGAAGAAUCACUCGAACCGGUGCAAUCGUCUUCAGAGCAAACGGAUAUUAAGAUCGAGAAAGUAGUAAUGGGACAUGACGUUCGAAAAAGUGUACGGGGCGUUGAGCCUCUGCGGAAGAAAAUUAAAAUACUCAACUCGGAAACCUUGAUUCCUAGCAAAUCCGACACUCCCUGCGAAGUGAUACGGAUUGAAACGUCGGAAAUGAAUCAAGCAAAGCGGUUGCGACACCUGUACAAUAGUAACAUUAAUGCCAAGCACCGUAAACCAUCACCAGUGCGAAUAGCAAAAGCAACAAUUGCUAGAGACGAAAAUGGUGAACCGUCGUAUUCGGAUGAAGAGCAUGUGAAUUACAUUGGGCACAACACACAAUCAUCGGAAAAAAUUGGAGAAUCGUCUUGUUCGGCGAACAAUCAGCAUGACGUACCGAACUCAUCCGUCGGUAAUAUUGUUACGCUUAUUCCACCGCCCGUUACGGUGCCCUUGCUAGAUCCAGCGUUAAACGAAAAAAUUGAUCAAAGUGUUCGCGAGUUAGGAGAACUGAAGCAGAUGGUGCAAAAGCUCGCCAAUCGUCCCGAGCCACAGCCGGUGGUUGUUCCAGCGGCAGCACCGACACGAGUAGUCAUGGAAAAAGGACCGCAGCUAACAAAGGCACAGUUGUUUAGUAGCAUAAAAAGAUAUCUCAAUCCGUCGAUGGUCACGCUGCUGCGUAUGGAACUGUUUGCGGGAUCGGCCGAACGUCCGUGGAAACCGGACGAGAAGAGUCUUGCGGUCGAUAUGAUCAAUCUAGGCGAUCAUGUGUACGACUAUUUUAAGGAAGAGUUUCGCUUCCGUUUACCACCGAAAAGCGAGGCAAAGUUGUGGAAAGAGUCGGGAGAAAUCGAUGCCGACGAUGCGUGCUAG
Molecule: messenger RNA, 1227 nt
Organism: Anopheles maculipalpis
Lineage: Eukaryota; Metazoa; Arthropoda; Insecta; Diptera; Culicidae
Exons: 2
Coding region: 1-1227 (408 amino acids)
Molecular function (GO): sequence-specific DNA binding
Source: RefSeq, a predicted model, not a curated record